AUGGGUACUAAUAAGGGUAUUACCAAGGGUAUUGCCAAAUCACCGACUAGUAACAUUUAUGGGUCCCCGUUACUGCAUAUAGAAAAUGAUGUCCCUAGCGCAAGGAGGAAUACUUAUCUUAAUUAUAUUUAUGUAAAUGCUAGAAGCCUAACAGCUAAAAAGGGGGAACUAGAAAUCCUUGCCACAAGCAUUCAGUACGAUAUUAUAGGCAUUACUGAAACCUGGUGGGACGAAUCUCAUGACUGGUCAAUUUAUAUGGAGGGUUAUAAGCUGUUCAGGAGAGACAGAUCAAACAAACGGGGUGGAGGGGUUUGUCUUUACCUAAAGCAGUUUUUAAAACCUGAUGUACGGAAGGAUAUUCAUGAGGAAAACGUAAACACUGUUGAGAUGUUAUGGGUUGAAAUUACAUGCGGUGGAAAGGUAAAGAAAAAGAUAGUAGUGGGGCUAUGCUACAAGCCCCCUGGCAUUAAUAUAUCUGACGAGGAAAUGUUGCUGAAGCAAACUGAUAAAGCGGCAGGAGCAGGGGACGUAAUAGUGAUGGGAGAUUUUAAUUAUCCAGAGAGAAAUUGGAUAAAUGAUUCAUGCGAUACUGCUAGGGGUUAUACUCUUUCCUGUACAAGCUGCAGUGGUACAACAGCAACCCUAUGUACGGGUUCUGCGAUCGCCUGCCCAUCCGGUGCUGACGCCUGUUCAACUACCUACACAGAGACCCAAAUUACGGCAUUCGGACUAAAAACGAUCUCAGUAGAGAGAGGAUGUGGAUACUUAUCAGAAUGUGAACAACCGAAGAGUCUCAGUAACCAGUUUAUGACUGUGAAUAUAAACAUUGGAUGCUGCACAGUUGAUAACUGCACAGCAGCAUUACCUACAGUGUUCACUGGCAAUGCAGCUGCCAACGGGUUCCAGUGCCCAUCAUGCUUCACUUUAACAGCUGAAACGUGUGUGCCAGAUUCCAAUAUCAGCUGCACUGGGAAUGAGACCAGGUGCACGUCAUACUCGAUGAGUUCUGCCGAUGCACCCUAUAAACCAAUCAUGGCCAUGUCUGGAUGUGCCACACCAUCCCUUUGCUCUAACUACACUGGAACUACGUCAACCGAAGUCACUGGACAGAUCAAGAUAGGCAUCAAGUGCAACAAUGCCCCAGUCAGUACUGGCAGUCAAAAUAAUACUACUCCCAGCAGUACUGUUAGUCCUAAUACAAAUAGUGAAUCAGUCAGUGUUAACACUCCAGCUGUGACCAAGGCCAACACUCCAGCUGAGACCAAGGCUAACACUCCAGCUGAGACCAAGGCUAACACCCCAGCUGUGACCAAGGUCAACACUCCAGCUGUGACCAAGGCCAACACUCCAGCUGUGACCAAGGCCAACACUCCAGCUGAGACCAAGGUCAACACUCCAGCUGUGACCAAGGUCAACACUCCAGCUGUGACCAGCAACUCUCAUGCAUUUACAGAAACAGGCACCAGCAGUCAUUUAGAAUUAACUAGUGGUGGUAAUAAAGUUACAAGUCUACCAAGUAGUAGAACUGAAUCCCAAAGCUACCACUUUACCACUGACAUUGCCAAUUCCUACCCGAGCAACAGUACCGUGUCACAAAACAAUUAUACUACUCGCGUGACUUUCACACCCAUAGUUCUGCAUAGCACGACCCGUGAACCAGCCACUAGCUGUUGUGUUUGUAAUGGGUCUAUCAACCGUGGCUUUAAUCUUUGCCUGAUUUUAAUCUUAAUUUUGCCCUUGAUAAAAUGUUUACAUUAAAGUGUGAGGCCACAUAAUUCUUUCUUUCCUUUGUCAUUUUUAUUCUUUCAUUCUGAAAACGAUAUUGAGUUGUAAUGGAGCUUUAGUAAAUCCAAAUGGUCAGUUCAGUUUUCUUUCAUGACCUGUCGCCCCCUUUAGUCUCCUUUUUUUAUAUUAUAUGCACCUACUGUAAAUGAAAAAAUAUUUAAAUUGACAUAACCAGGCACUUUAUAAUCGUGUUCAGUACCUUGUCACAGACUGGACGGUUGCAAAGAGCUCAAAGAGUUUUGGGAUGGCGUGUAAUACUCUUAUA
Pseudophryne corroboree (corroboree frog) is the source of this 2050-nucleotide messenger RNA. Its product is annotated as mucin-2-like. The record is from RefSeq and is a predicted model, not a curated record. The transcript is spliced from 5 exons. NCBI's taxonomy places the organism in Eukaryota, Metazoa, Chordata, Amphibia, Anura, Myobatrachidae. The coding region runs from base 1 to 1758 and encodes 585 amino acids. Gene Ontology annotation, molecular function: catalytic activity.